This is a messenger RNA of Branchiostoma floridae (Florida lancelet), 3463 nucleotides long. RefSeq names its product COP9 signalosome complex subunit 2. Gene Ontology annotation, cellular component: COP9 signalosome. Gene Ontology annotation, molecular function: protein binding. The record is from RefSeq and is a predicted model, not a curated record. Bases 145 to 1515 code for a protein of 456 amino acids. The transcript is spliced from 15 exons. Gene Ontology annotation, biological process: protein deneddylation. NCBI's taxonomy places the organism in Eukaryota, Metazoa, Chordata, Leptocardii, Amphioxiformes, Branchiostomatidae.
AAGCAGUCUCGCCGAUCCUCGCACACCUGCCGGACAAUGUAGAGCGACAUUCCGCGAGACUCUCGCCCUUUCUCGCACACUGCGGCACAAAGUAGGACGAGAUUCUGCGAGACUUCACUCCCGCCAGGGCAGAGGUUACAACGCAUGCGCCUGGCGGUCCGUGAACUUGCUCGAAAAUCCAAGAUGUCGGACGAAGAUGAUUUUAUGGUGGAUGAUGAUGAGCAAGAUUAUGACUUGGUGUAUUCAGAAGACAGUGGCUCGGAGCCAGAUGUUGACCUGGAGAACCAGUAUUACAACUCCAAAGCUUUGAAGGAGGAGGACCCAAAAGCAGCUUUAGAGAGUUUUCAGAAAGUUUUAGAUCUGGAAGAAGAGAAAGGAGAAUGGGGGUUCAAGGCUCUCAAGCAGAUGAUAAAGAUAAACUUCAAACUGGGUAACUAUGAAGAGAUGAUGAAGAGAUACAAGCAGCUGCUCACAUAUAUCAAGACUGCUGUUACCAGGAACUACUCAGAGAAGUCCAUCAACUCCAUUCUAGACUACAUCUCCACAUCCAAAAACAUGGAACUACUGCAGAACUUCUAUGAGACCACGUUGGAAGCCCUGAAGGAUGCUAAGAACGACAGGCUAUGGUUCAAGACCAACACCAAGUUGGGCAAGCUGUACUACGACAGGGAAGAGUUCAACAAGCUGGCCAAGAUCCUGAAACAACUGCAUCAGUCCUGUCAGACAGAUGAGGGUGAGGAUGACCUGAAGAAAGGUACGCAGCUGUUGGAGAUCUAUGCACUGGAGAUCCAGAUGUACACGGCUCAGAAAAACAACAAGAAACUGAAGGCCCUGUACGAGCAGUCCUUGCACAUCAAGUCAGCCAUCCCCCACCCCCUCAUCAUGGGGGUCAUCCGAGAGUGUGGCGGGAAGAUGCAUUUACGAGAAGGAGAGUACGAGAAGGCCCACACAGAUUUCUUUGAGGCUUUCAAAAACUACGAUGAAUCAGGAAGUCCAAGGAGAACUACCUGCCUGAAGUACCUGGUGUUGGCCAACAUGCUGAUGAAGUCAGGAAUCAACCCUUUCGACUCGCAGGAGGCUAAGCCGUACAAGAACGACCCAGAGAUUCUGGCAAUGACAAAUCUAGUUAGUGCCUACCAGAAUAAUGACAUUAAUGAGUUUGAGAAGAUUCUGAAGACAAAUAGGAAGAACAUUAUGGAUGAUCCCUUCAUCAGAGAACAUAUUGAAGAUCUGCUAAGGAACAUAAGAACACAAGUUCUUAUCAAGCUUAUUAAACCCUACACUAGGAUCCAUAUACCAUUCAUUGCUAAGGAGCUCAACAUAGAUGUUAGUGAAGUGGAGAGUUUGCUGGUGUCCUGCAUUUUAGACAGUACAAUUAACGGGCGUAUAGACCAGGUGAAUCAGCUGCUAGAGUUGGACCGCAGUACGCACGGCGCCGCCAGAUACACGGCGCUGGACAGAUGGAGCGAGCAGAUCCAGUCCCUGCAUCAAUCCAUCGCGAACAAAAUGGCAUAGAGACCGCCCCACCCCCACCUAUAGCAGAGUGGACUGUUCCAUCCAUACCCACAGCAAAAAUGUAUCGGUCCUAAAGAUUGUAAAUUCCUCAUUCUCACCUGAAGACUGACACCUUAUUGUUCUGAUCUGUUGUUGCUGCCACUGCAUGGCCAUGACAGCCUGACACAUUCGAUGGGUGGACUUGCUGGGCAGAGGAGAGUUGUGGGUUCUUUGUAGCAUUUUAUCAGCAUCUUCUUAUGUAGAGCACACUUCUCCCUUUCAGUUUUCUUCUGUACUGUAAAAUUAUGUCCACAAGAUUAUCCAUUGUGUCAGUCCCUCCUUACAUGUUAGGUUCUGUGAUUAUGUUGCCCAGGAUGAAGCCCAGGCUUCUCGGUUAGCUCAGCAGAGAGAGGGAAGUUUGUGAUCGAUCCAGGCAGGGGCGAGUGGGUUGUACAUGUACAUGACUGUUCCAAUUCCCAAGUACUUUUCUUUCUUAGCUACUUGUUGUUGUUCUGUAGUGCCUAGUGGCACAUAGGUCUGCAAGUUUCUUUGCUGUUUAUGUAGCAGGGUAUAUUCCUACAGUGAGGGGUUGCCAGCCCCUCUAAGCUAUAUAUGAUGAUUUUGUGCACUGUUCCUCAGAUGAAAGUAAAGACACCCAAAUUUUUAAAUGUAAUCCCCGGCAGACUCUAAGUAGGCACCAUUCUGUAGUGUAUUUGUUGGUUUGGACCUUUCCUCAGUGUUGACAUGACAACCAGGGUUGUUAGUAGGCUGGUGUUCUGCUGUUCUGAAGGGAUGGGACACAAGUUGAAAAUAGAACAGACAGUAAGGAACAAAAUCAAUGGUUCUGUGUACCAGAAUGUUCACAACAGCUGCUCAACCCCAAAGUCAACAUGUUGAUGCAGGACUAUGUUGCUGUAAGGGAAGCACUUCAGGUCUCCUGCUUGUGUCUCAAUAAUGAGAUCAGUUCAGAAGAUGGCCUCAAACUGAUGUACAAGUUUAGUAGAGGUCACGUGGAAACACCCAGACACUUCAGGUUUGCUUCAAAAGUGAAAAAGAAAAAACUGUGUUUGAGAAAUUGUUGUCAUGUGAGCGCUUUUACUGUUAUACCAUUGAACUUGGUACAUCCUACGCUUAUAUAUUGGUGUUUCUUUAAGAAAAAACAGAGAUAUUGUUUAUGACAAGGAUCAUUGUUCCUUUUUCUCCCAUUCUGCAAAAUCGGAACUUAAGUACAAACAAAGGCCAGCAUUAUUUGCAAUCUUCAUUGUUGGGUCAGUAACCAAAGCUGAAUCCUGUUGACUUUUUUGUUUGUUUUUAAAUGCCAGGCUACUACAAAUCCUACGUUUAUGUAAUUCCUUCUUGCUUGACAGAAAAACAUAGUGUGUUUGCCAAAUACGGCAGUUGUGUCUAGAAAAUCUGUUCCAGAUAAAAUUCUGCCAGAGAACGGAUACCAGGUUAUCCCUUAUAGGCCAAAAAGGAAAUGUAAACUUGCCAUGGUUGUAUAGCCUGAGUACCAUCUUCUGUAGUGACCGCUGGCUCAAUCCUUUCGCUUGCUAACCACGUUAGCUUUGAGCCAGCAGUCACUACGAAGGAUGGUAAUCUGCCUAAUGGUGGUAACCUUUACUCUAACCACGUUAGGUUUGAGCCAGUAGUCACUACGAAGGAUGGUACUCUGCCUAAUGGUGGUAACCUUUACUCGUAAGCUAGCUCUUGCUUGCACCACUGUCAUAUUGUCUGCACUAUUUUAUGUUUCAUCUCCCUGAAAGUUUGUUACCUUCUGGACUUGUUCCCUGAAUGUUGGGUAUGCUAGCCUUCCCUCCGUGCCGCUAUGUUGAGGGGAAGUUUGUUUCUGUACAUAAUGAGGAGAGUUUUAAUGGAGGGAAUUGGGACUGGUGUGUGUGUGCUGUUCCAAAGCACAGCCUGCUCCUGGCAGUUCAACCAUCAUCAUCAAAUAAAAUUUAUAUCUUGCAAA